This is a messenger RNA of Miscanthus lutarioriparius, 342 nucleotides long. The record is from the annotation of a GenBank genome assembly. Lineage: Eukaryota; Viridiplantae; Streptophyta; Magnoliopsida; Poales; Poaceae.
AUGGAGGCGGCCUUCUUCGGGGGCGCGUCUUCGUCGGCGGUCCCGCGCGCCGCGUGGCUCGGCGAGUUCGCGGAAAUGGCGCGGCGCGUGUGGCUGCUGCACUGCCUGUUCUGGGCGUUCGACGGCGCCGCGUCGGUGUUCCAGGCGCGCCCCGGGGACCGGUUCUCGGAGGUGUUCAUGGAGAGCGUCAGCGACGCGGACGGCGGCGGGACGACGCCGGUUCCAGCGCAAGCACCGAGCGGGCACCUCGCCGUCGGGUUCACCGUGGUGCCGGGGUUCCAGCUCGGCCGGACGGUGAUACAAUGCCGGGUCUACCUUUCCCACUCGGAGCACCGGCCCUGA